Aureococcus anophagefferens is the source of this 2856-nucleotide messenger RNA. RefSeq lists its product as hypothetical. Lineage: Eukaryota; Pelagophyceae; Pelagomonadales; Pelagomonadaceae. The transcript is spliced from 4 exons. Gene Ontology annotation, cellular component: membrane. Bases 1 to 2856 code for a protein of 951 amino acids. The record is from RefSeq and is a predicted model, not a curated record.
AUGGUGCGGGUGAAGCACAACGGCAACCGGUGCGAAGGCUGCGGCUUCUGGCCGGCGAAGCCUGCCUACGCGACCUGCCCGCGCUGCGACGAUCGCGUCCUUUUGUGUGGUAAGGACUGCCAGGUCGCGUGGUGGAAACACCACAAGUCCAUCUGCGAGGUGCGCCGCGCGCCCGCGGCGCCGGCGACCGGCGCGGCCGACGCGCUCGGGAGGCUCGACGCGCUCGGCGAGGACGUCGCAGAGGCCGUGUUCCUCGUCCUGGGACCCGCGGCGUUCGCCCGGCUGGCCGCGACGUGCCGGGCCGGGCGCCGGCUCGCGCGGCCGGCGCGCCGCUGCGCGUACGGCGUCGCGGUGCCUCCCUGGCAGCACGAGGAGAUGGACGGGGACAAUUUCCCCCGCAUCGUCCAGCCCUGCGGCGACGGGUUCGAGCCGAAGGACUUCGAUCUCCACCUGCUGGCGCGGUGCCGGACCUUCGUGACGCGCAGGCACCGCUACCGGCCGCGCCCGGAGGACUACGCCCAUUCGAAGGUCCUCGAGGACCGCGCGUCCGCGCUCGCGCGGACCCACUGCCAGGCGUGCGGGACGAAGGAGAUGUGGCGCUACCGCGCGUCGCUCUGCCGCGUGCGCGUGCGCAAGGCGGGACGGCCCUGGGGCGUGUCGGAAGUCCCGGCCCCGGGGCGGGAGCACCUGGUCUUCGUCCCGCGGGUGCCUCGCGCGUACGAGAGCUCGCGGCGCUCGGAGGACUUCGCUUUGGCCUUCUCGGCCCUCGACAUCCGCGACGACAAGCCCGCCGCGUACCAGGCCAUGUUCCGCUCGCUGCCGUUCGCGCCCGAGCGGCGGACGCGCGACGGCGACUCCGCCGACGAUCCCAUCUUCGGCGAGCUCCGAGGCAUCUUCGGGGACAUCUCGGGCGACUCGGGCCCCUGCUACUCGUACGGCCAGGACGGCUGGCGGCUGCCCCCCGGGACGAAAGGCGGCGAUUUCGUCGAGGAGACCGUCUACAAGGGCUGCGGCGCCGCCGUGCGCUGCAACUACUGCGCCAGAUACCCCGACGGCUGCCCGGCCGUCGCAACGCACCCCAGAGCGAUGCUCGCGCUCGCCGUGGUGCUCGCGCCCGCGGCGGCCCUGCGCGCGCCCAUCACUCAGCUCAAGCAGGGUCCGCGCCGCGCGCUGCGCCGCGCCGCCGCCGCCGGGCCGCCGGCGUCGCGCGCGGAGGACCUCGUGGCCAACGCCGGGGACCUGCGGCUCUUCACGCCGCUGGGCCCGCGGAAGCCCGCGGCGCCGCUCGACGGCGACGCCCUCGCGGCGAACGCGCUGUCGGGCUUCGCGGCGAUGAUCCCCGAGGCCGUGGCGUUCGCGUUCGUGGCGGGCGUGUCGCCGAUCGUCGGCCUCCAGACCACGGCGGUGUUGGGCUUCGUCGCCGCGGCCUUUGGGGGACGGGGCGGCAUGACGAGCGGCGCGUCCGGCGCCUGCGCUGUCGUCGUCGCGGGCCUCGUGCGCGAGCACGGCGCGGGCUACCUCCCGGGGUGCGUCGUCCUCGCGGGUUUCGCGCAAGCGUUCCUGGGGCUCGUCGGCGCGGGCAAGUUCAUCCGCAUGGUGCCCCAUCCCGUCAUGCUGGGCUUCGUCAACGGGUUGGCGGUGGUCAUGCUGAGCGCGCAGCUGACGCACUUCCGCGCGCCGCUCGCGCUGGGCCUCCGGUCGCCCGAGUUCCUGACGAUGGCCGGGCUGACCGCGGCGACGAUGGCGCUCGUGACCGUCGUGCCGCGGGUGACGCGGCGCGUGCCGCCGUCGCUCGCCGCCGUCGCGGCCGUCACCCUGGCGACCAGAAUCCUCCAUUUGCCCGCGACGACGCUCGUCGACCUCGCGGGGCCGGCCGCGUUCGCCGGCGGGGUCGGCGUGCUCCCGGCGCUCUCGCCGACGUUCGCGGUUUUGGCGCUCGCGCCGUGGAGCUUCUUGUGCACCGUCGCGCCCUACGCGGCCACGAUGGCCGUCGUCGGCAUCGUCGAAUCGCUGCUGACGAUGCAGCUCGUCGACGGCCUCGCGGACGACGGCACGCGCGGGUCGACGCGCCAGGAGUGCGUCGGCCAGGGGCUGGGGAACCUGGCCUCGGGGCUCUUGGGCGGCCAGGGCGGCUGCGCGCUGAUCGGGCAGUCGCUCAUCAACGUCCAGUCCGGCGGCACUUCCCGCCUCUCGGGCAUGGCCAUGGCGGCCUUCCUCGCGCUGGGCCUCGUGUUCGGGGCGCCGCUCCUCGGGGGCGUGCCCGUCGCGUCCCUCGUCGGCGUCAUGCUCCUCGUGCCGCGCGUCGACCUCUUCGUCGUCGCGCUCGUGUCGCUCGUCACCGUGUGCCGCGACCUCGCCCAGGCCGUCGGCGCGGGCGUCGUCGUGUCGGCGCUGGCCUUCGCCUGGGAGCAGUCGAAGCGGAUCCGCGCGGACGCGGCCGUCGGCGGCGACGGCCGCAAGACCUACGCGCUCCGCGGGCCCCUCUUCUUCGGCUCGUCGACGGCCUUCCGCGAGCUCUUCGCGCCGUCCGACGACCCGACCGACGUCGUCCUCGACUUCUCCGGCAGCCGCGUGCUCGACCACAGCGCCCUCGAGGCCAUCAACGACGUCGCGGCGCGGUACGCGGCCCUCGGCAAGACGCUCCGCCUCCGCCGCCUGUCGCCGGACUGCUACCAGCUCCUCGCGGCGCGCAACGGCGCCUGGUCCGCGCUCGUCCUCGAGGCCGACGCGGACUCGGACCCCAUCUACGAGGUCGCCGUGGACUACUCGAAGAAGGGCGCGAUAGUGCCGCCGAAGCCGCCGAAGCCGACGACGCGCGACCGCCCGACGGGCGCGGGCUUCAGCGAGGCCGGCUAA